Molecule: messenger RNA, 2396 nt
Organism: Passer domesticus (house sparrow)
Lineage: Eukaryota; Metazoa; Chordata; Aves; Passeriformes; Passeridae
Product: b(0,+)-type amino acid transporter 1-like
Exons: 8
Coding region: 571-2166 (531 amino acids)
Biological process (GO): amino acid transmembrane transport
Cellular component (GO): membrane
Molecular function (GO): L-amino acid transmembrane transporter activity
Source: RefSeq, a predicted model, not a curated record
UUAUAGACAUGGUUAAGAACAUAAAAGUUCCCAGCUCCUGAUAAAGAUAGAAACAUUUCUGCAAGAAAUGGAAAAUGAUUUCUUGAGUUUAAUACUAGUCAGCUAAAUACUCAGAUGUCUGCAGCCUGCUGCCACUCACGUGGCUAAUCUCUGUGAUCCCCAGUGUCCCAUCCCACUGCCACCUGGGGCUGUCUCCAGGGAGGCUGCAGGACUGAAAAGUCAAUUCCUGUGCUUACUGAGGAGGGAAGGCCCCUAAGUCACAGCCUCCAAGCCUGCCCUUCCCUUCAUGCAGGCCAGCUGGGACUGAAGGAAACCCUGUUAUGCUCUUGGCAUCCUGAACACUUACAGCAGCUGGUCUACAUUACACCAGCUCUUACCCUUCUGGGGACCCUGUUUGUUCUCAAUAAUUAUAAUCAGUGUUUGUAUAAAGCAUCAGAUUUUCACAAAACUCAACAUGCAUUUGAUAAGCAUAAGCUUGAAUGAUUUCCACAUCAGUGUGCUUCUCCUCAGAAAAACCAAUCUGAUCAUGAAACAGAAAAAUGUUUAAGUUCAAUCAGUUUGGAAUUUGAUAUGCCAGGAAUGCAAAAUACCCAACCCAGAUGCAGACUGGGCCGUGUUGCAUUAUUGCUCGGGACCAGUAGAUGGCAACCACCCAUUGCAGUGUCAAAGAUUCUCUCCUUACAACAACGUCUCCUCUCUCCUCACAUUUCCACGAUGAGGGAAAGGAAGGCAACAGAUCCACUCCAUUCAUCCACAGAUCUGACUGAAGGGAAGAAGUUAAGACUGAAACAAGAGGUUGGCCUGAUUAGUGGCGUGUCAUUAAUUGCAGGUACCAUGAUAGGCUCGGGGAUCUUUAUGUCCCCUGAGUGGGUACUACACCACAUGGGGAACCCUGCCAGCAGCCUGCUGAUCUGGGCAGCAUGUGGUCUCCUGGCCAUGUUUGGAGCCUUGUCGUACGCUGAGCUUGGAACAAUAAUUAAAGAGUCUGGAGGAGAAUAUAUUUACAUUUUGAGGAUUUUUGGUUCCUUUCCUGCUUUCCUUUUCGCCUACACUUCUGUCAUCCUGGUGAGACCAGCUGGUUUGGCAGCUGUCUGUCUGAGCUUUGCUGAGUAUGCCAUUGCACCGUUCUACCCAGGAUGCGCGUCUCCGCAGGUUGCCGUCAAAUGUACAGCUGCUGCUUGCAUCCUGAUUUUAACUAUCAUCAACUGCCUCAACGUGAGGCUGGCAACAUCUGUUAUGAACAUUUUUACAGCUGCCAAACUCUUGGCUUUGUUGGUGAUUGUGGUGGGUGGGUUGGUGCUGCUUGCCCAGGGACAAACUCAGAGUUUUCAGAAUGGUUUUCAAGGCACCACUGCAGGUGUUGGGGCAGUUGGAGUGGCGUUUUACCAGGGGCUCUGGUCCUAUGAUGGAUGGAACAACCUGAAUUAUGUAACUGAGGAACUGAAGAAGCCUGAGGUGACCCUUCCCAGAGCUCUGAUGAUUGCCAUUCCUUUGGUUACAUGUCUGUAUUUGCUCGUAAACGUGAGCUACUUGGCAGCCAUGACUCCCUCUGAGCUGCUGUCUUCAGGAGCUGUGGCUGUCACCUGGGGGGACAAAGUCCUGGGCAGCUGGGCAUGGCUCAUCUCCCUGUCGGUGGCCCUGUCUACGUUUGGUUCCUCGAACGGGACGUUCUUCAGCGGAGGCCGCGUGUGCUACAUUGCUGCCAGGGAGGGCCAUAUGCCAGACAUUCUGUCCAUGGCUCACGUGCGACGCCUCACGCCCUCCCCUGCUCUACUGUUUACAUCUGCAAUGUCUUUAAUAAUGAUAAUAUCAGGAAGCUUCACCAGCAUUGUCAACUUUUUCAGUUUUAUGGCAUGGCUUUUCUAUGGAAUGACUAUUUCUGGGCUCCUGUAUUUAAAAAUCAAGAAACCAGAACUGCCAAGAUCUUACAAGGUCCCAAUUAUCAUCCCCAUAAUUGUGCUGGUGGCAGCUGUGUACCUGGUGUUAGCUCCCAUCAUUGAUCAACCCCAAAUAGAGAUCCUCUACAUCGUGCUGUUCAUUUUCAGUGGCAUCAUUUUUUAUUUCCCACUGGUUCACUUUAAGUACCACCCUCGCUUCUUACAGAGAGUCACUUUACACCUCCAGUUGUUGCUGGAAGUUGCUCCAACUACCAGGGAUGCAAACUGAGAUAACAUCCUUCUGGUGGGUGCCUGCACCUCAUGGUUUAUCCCAGCACCUUGGUUUUCAAGGCUCAGAAAAUAUUCUUCUAUAAAGAGCAAUGAGUAGAAUGUGAGUGACACUAAGUGUCCAGGUGAGAUGGACUACAGCUGUGACUCCUCAUGUUUCCCUGAAAUUCUGGGGACAUGUUUUUCUCCUUUUCAGCUUUGCCUUGGCAUUACAUAUGGAUUCAAAAUGAA